CAUAGUAAGUGUUCAUUGAAGUGAUCUAGAGGUUUUUUUGGGCAAAAGGGGAGCCAUUUAACGGCGUUAGAUACCGCCAAUGAUUUUCACACAUCAUCAACGUCCAGCAAAAACGACGUCAUCAACCAAUAACUCCUCCGACAUUUAUAAGUUUUUGGCAGAAACCGUUUCCAUAACACAACAUACUGCCUGUUUUUUUGCUCUCUAGACUCUAUAUAGACAGAGAGAAAACUACAAAGGUUUUUUUGCUCCAAGUAAGACACUUGCGGUAACACAUACAUAAACAAUCAUUGUCAGCUUCUUCUUUCUUUCUUGGCUCUUCUUCAUCAUCUUGCUCUGUUCACAAACUCUUUCGAAAACAGAACAAAGAUAUACAUAUCAUCAAGAAAUGGGAAAGAAAGAUGAGAAAGUCGAAACUGUUCUUCAUUUACUCAGACAGCAAUCUCCUCUCACUCUUAACCAAGAGAAGUUCUGUAACAAAGAGUGCGUGGAGAGAUUCUUGGAAGGGAAAGGAAACAACGUGAAAAGAGCUGCGAAGCAACUACUGUCAUGUCUUUCUUGGAGACAAAGCAUUGAAAUUGAGAGGUUAGGGGCUGAGGAAUUCGCGACGGAGCUUUCCGACGGUGUAGCUUACAUCGCCGGCCAUGACGGAGACGUCAGACCCGUUAUAAUUUUCCGUUUCAAAAACGAUUAUCAGAAAUUGCGUACUCAGAAGCAAUUUUUGCGUUUAGUGGCGUUCACGAUGGAGACUGCAAUAUCGAGCAUGUCCAGAAACGCGGAACGGCGCGUGGUUCUUCUCUUCGAUGCAAGCUUUUUCAGAUCAUCCUCUGCCUUUGCAAAUCUGCUUUUACCAACCCUAAAAAUUAUAGGAGAUAAUUAUCCAUGCCGACUUUACAAGGCCUUUAUCAUUGACCCUCCCUCUUUUUUCCCUUACAUUUGGAAGGGCGUACGUCCAUUCGUGGAGCUAUCAACGCUCACGACGGUGAUCUCUUCGCUGGACUAUGACGAGCAGCUAGAUAUCAGCCACGUUUCCUUAGCAUCCUCAUCAUCAUCAUCAUCAUCAUGUCCUAGAUCCGCUUCCCUACGUUUCGAUGCAUCAUCGAAUAAAUCAGCGGUCGCGAGUGGUUCAGCUUCUUCAAGAUUCGCGUUCACCGUAUCUCAUAACUCCUUGAAGCCGUGGUACCUUUCCUUCACUGACACGUCUCCUCUUAACGCAGCCGUCUCGACCGCGGCCUCUAAAGUUUCUCCGAUCAGCUCGCGGUCGCUAUCUUUCGCGUCUCCGGCGGCGCGUGGCUUAAUAGACGCGAGACAACCCGCAUGCAUGAGAAAGAGUGUGUUUCCCUCGACGCCGUUGCAGGAGAAGACGAAAACGGAGACGUACCGGAAAACACCACGUCCGUCUUUCUUUCAGUCUCCGGCGAUGUUUUUUCGCGGGGGAAAAAAUGUUGGCGGAGGCGAGAAGUCAUCACGUGAAGCGUUCGUACCAUAUCUGAAGUUUUACCGGAGACCGUACGAUGAGACGGCCUAUAGGUCUAAACUGCGGGGUCCACGUGGGUUUGUGUCGGUCGUGUCUUCGCACGUAAGAUGUCGUCAUGCGUCUUUAUCUCAACGGUAAUAACCAGGCUUCUAGCUAUGACGUUAAAAAUACGAGAUUAAGGAACAAAGUAUAUACUAUUAAUUAGAAAAAGUACUACAUUAAUCGGUUCCAUUACUCUACAUUGCGAUGAUAUUUAUUAUUUAAUGAGCUUGAUUUUAAUUUCA
Molecule: messenger RNA, 1761 nt
Organism: Brassica napus (rape)
Lineage: Eukaryota; Viridiplantae; Streptophyta; Magnoliopsida; Brassicales; Brassicaceae
Exons: 7
Coding region: 389-1615 (408 amino acids)
Source: RefSeq, a predicted model, not a curated record